Molecule: messenger RNA, 1228 nt
Organism: Cuscuta europaea
Lineage: Eukaryota; Viridiplantae; Streptophyta; Magnoliopsida; Solanales; Convolvulaceae
Source: the annotation of a GenBank genome assembly
UGGUUGCUUCGCUCAUACUGCAGAGAUUGCUUCUGUGAAGGUCAUCCGCAAUAAACUUACUGCUCAAUCAGAGGGCUAUGGUUUCAUUGAGUUCAGGAGCCGUGCAGCAGCUGAGUCCAUCUUACAAACAUAUAAUGGAUGUUUGAUGCCAAACACAGACCAAAGUUUCAGGCUGAAUUGGGCAUCCCUUGGAGCCGGCGAGAGGCGGGACAGCACGCUUGAACAUACCAUUUUUGUUGGAGAUUUGGCUGCAGAUGUGAAUGAUUAUUUGCUACAAGAAACAUUUAAAGCCGUGUACUCAUCUGUGAGAGGUGCCAAAGUUGUGACUGAUAAGACCACUGGACGGUCCAAGGGUUACGGAUUUGUCAAAUUUGGGGAUGAGAGCGAACAAGUUCGAGCCCUCACUGAGAUGAAUGGAGUGCUUUGCUCAACUAGGCCCAUGAGAGUUGGUCCUGCUGCUAAUAAACAACCUGUUGGUGUGCAGCAGAAAGUCUCAUAUCAAAACCCUCCUGCAAGUCAAGGCGAGAGUGACCCUAAUAAUACAACAAUAUUUGUUGGUGGAUUGGAUCCCAAUGUUACUGAGGAUCUUUUGAGGCAAGUUUUUUCCCAGUAUGGUGAACUGGUUCACAUUAAAAUAGUUGCUGGAAAGCGUUGUGGAUUUGUUCAAUUUGCUACCAGGGCUUCUGCGGAGCAGGCCCAAUCAAGUUUGCAGGGCACAGUGUUAGGGGAUCAUAGCAUUCGACUUUCAUGGGGACGUAGUCCUUCUAAUAAACAGUCAUCAGAGCAGACAAAAUGGGGCGGUUCCUAUUAUGGAUAUGGGCAAGGGUAUGAAGCUUAUGGAUAUGCUCCUCCUCCACAAGACCCAAAUAUGUUCUAUGGAAGUUACCCUGGAUUUUCAAACUAUCAACAACCCCGCCAGUGAUCUGCUGCUACAUGGUUUAGGCUGGAUUUGACACCACUUCACCAGUUAUGUUGAAGUAUCAAGUUUGGUUUACUGGAUAGCUUUACGCCUUUACAAUUGUGCUGGGCAUGUUACUGUUCUUUUUAUCACCCCACUCCCCCUCUUUUCCAUGUUGAAAUUAAUAACUGCAAGUGUGUACUUGAGCAAUAUGAACAAGUGUUUUUGAAUUCUGCUUGUACCAGUGUUUUUGUGUGUAUUCUACAUUUUAGUGUGUAUAUUCACCUUAUUUGAAUGAUAUAUUAUUAGUUAUAUACUCCGUAUUAUAUA